AUGGCAACUUCAGAAUUGGAGGAAGAUGAGGAUGCACCUGGUGAAGAGGACGAAGACUUUGACGCAGCUUCACCUACGCAUGAGAGGGCGAAUGGAAUGGAUCACGACAGAUCAUCGUCCGAAGCUGGGUCCAGACCAGGCAAGCGGAAGGCGGAAGUUGAUGAUGAAGAAUUGAUGAAGCUGAAUCCGGAGCUGUAUGGCUUGCGUCGUAGUGGCCGCGCCAGACCUAGCCGUCGAGUGGUACGUGCGCUCGCCAUUUCCGACGAAGAUGAAGACGACGAGGGCGCCGUUAACACCGGCAGACGGCGGAAACGUCAAAAGCUUGCCGCUGGCGGACCAUCACGAGCCGAUAGAGAGUCUUCACGUCAGGCUUCGUCACCAGCCUCAGAGUCGGAAGAGGGUGGUACAUAUGGCGGUCAGCGUGGCCGCACCUUCGCCAAAAAGCACCGACAAAAGAUGCAAGCCAUUGCCUCAGGGGGUGGGACACCGCAACUGAGCGAGGUUCGCUUCUCUACACGACGGGCGGCAAAAGUCGCGAACUACGAUGAAGAGCAAGACCUGGGCAUCAGCGAGGAGGACGACACCGAGACCGCAACACCACAAUAUUACUAUGUCGAGGACGAAUCACCCGCGAUCGACCAGGUGCUGAACCACAGGCUCAAGGAGGGUGCUGCCGAUGUAGAUGCGAGCAAUGGUGACAAGCACGACUAUGAGUUUUAUAUCAAGUGGCAAGGUCAAGCACAUUACCAUGCCACAUGGCAUCCAUGGGCCGAGCUAUCGUCAUACAAAGGCUUCCGCCGCCUCGAAAACUACUUCCGAAAAAUCGUCAAGAUCGAGAUUCAAUUGGCGACCGACCCCGACAUCGCCGCCGAGGACAGAGAGAAAUGGAACCUCGAUCGGGAAGCAUAUCUCGACUCUCUGGUGGACUACAAGAAGGUGGAGCGUGUCAUUGGUGCAAGAGAUGGCGAAACAGAGAAAGAAUACUACGUGAAGUGGAAGGGUCUAUACUACGACUCGUGCACUUGGGAGACUGCGACGCUCGUCGCUCAGGAAGCGCAACACCAGAUCGAUCGAUAUCUCGACCGCUCGGCGAAGCUCCCGGUAUCGGACAAGAAUGAGCAGAACGUCAACACGCGGUCGUCGUACAAGCCAUUCAGGACACAACCGGCCUACAUCAAGGGUGGCGACCUUCGAGAAUUUCAGAUUCACGGCGUCAACUUCCUGGCGCAUCACUGGUGCAAGGGAAACAAUGUCAUCCUCGCCGACGAGAUGGGACUUGGCAAGACAGUCCAGACCGUGUCCUUCAUGAAUUGGCUACGAAACGAUCGUCGACAAAAUGGUCCCUUCAUUGUCGUUGUACCUCUGUCAACCAUGCCUGCGUGGGCCGACACCUUCGAUCUGUGGACGCCGGACAUCAACUACGUGGUCUACAAUGGCAACGAAGCCGCUCGCAAGAUCAUUCGAGAUCACGAGUUGCUGGUCGAUGGCAAUCCCAAGAAAGUCAAGUUCAACGUCCUGCUCACGACUUACGAGUACAUCCUCGUCGACUCCGGCUUCUUGUCACAGCUGAAAUGGCAAUUCAUGGCUGUGGACGAGGCUCAUCGAUUGAAGAACCGCGAGUCGCAGCUGUAUGCGAAGCUCAUGGAUUUUGGCGCACCGAGUCGGCUCCUCAUCACCGGCACGCCCAUGCAAAAUACCCUUAGUGAGCUGUCUGCGCUCAUGGACUUCCUCAUGCCCGGCAAGAUCUUCGUCGACGACCAACUGGACUUGACCUCGGAGCAUGCUAGCACGAAGCUUGCUGAACUCACCGACGCCAUCUCCCCGUACAUGAUCCGACGCACGAAGCAAAAGGUGGAGAACGACCUGCCGCCUAAGACCGAGAAGAUCAUUCGUGUCGAGCUGUCCGAUGUGCAGCUUGAGUACUACAAGAACAUUCUCACCCGGAAUUACGCUGCGCUCAAUGCUGGUAACAAGGCUGGCAAGACGUCGCUGCUCAACAUCAUGAUGGAAUUGAAGAAGGCCAGCAAUCAUCCGUUCAUGUUCCCGAAUGCAGAAGACAGGAUUCUGGCUGGCAGUGACGCCCGCGACGACCAGCUCAAGGCACUGAUUACAUCAAGUGGCAAGAUGAUGCUUCUCGAUCAGCUUCUCACAAAGAUGAAGCGAGAUGGCCACCGUGUGCUUAUCUUCAGUCAAAUGGUGAAGAUGCUUGAUAUCCUCGGCGACUACCUGCAACUUCGUGGGCAUCAGUUUCAGAGACUGGACGGCACAAUCGCUGCAGGACCUCGACGAAUGGCCAUCGACCACUUCAACGCAAAAGACAGCCAAGAUUUCUGCUUUCUGCUCUCGACUCGCGCUGGUGGGCUCGGUAUCAACUUGAUGACUGCCGAUACUGUCAUCAUCUUCGAUUCCGACUGGAACCCACAGGCCGAUCUGCAGGCCAUGGCCCGAGCACAUCGCAUUGGUCAGAAGAAGCCCGUCACCAUCUACCGACUCGUCUCCAAGGACACUGUUGAAGAAGAAGUGCUCGAGCGCGCUCGCAACAAGCUGAUGUUGGAGUUUAUUACCAUUCAGCGAGGUGUGACUGACAAAGAUGCUCGCGAGCUCGGUGAUCGAAUGGCCAAGGUCGGUGCUAGCACUUCCGAACCGACGUCUUCCGACGACAUCUCGCGCAUCUUGAAGCGACGUGGUCAGAAGAUGUUUGAGCAGACUGGCAAUCAGCGCAAGCUGGAAGAGUUGGAUAUCGAUGCAGUUCUCGAGAACGCCGAAGAGCAUCAGACCGAGCAGCCGCAAGGCAUGACAACCGAUGGUGGCGAGGAGUUCCUGCGCAGUUUCGAGUACACCGACGUCAAGAUCGACCUCGAAUGGGAUGAGAUCAUUCCCAAGCAUGAGCUCGACAAGAUCAAGGAAGCCGAUCGCAAGAAGCAGGAGGAAGCCUACCUUGCUUCUGUCAUCGAGGACAGCCAGCCGCGUAAGCGCAAGGCACCCGGCGAAGAUGGGCGUGAUCAAAGAGCUGCGAAGAAGCGCGCAAGAGAUCUCAACGCGAACGCUGAUAUUGACAACGACUCUGGCGACGAUGAUUCGGACCAUGGCAGCGAUCCUAAGCGGGCGCUUGGCGAGAAGGAGUGCCGCCACCUCAUCCGCGCGUACGAACGGUUCGGGUCUAUCGACGAGAAGCAGGAUGAAAUCAUCAAAGAAGCUCGCCUCGUCGGCCGCGAUGUCGAUGUGGUGCGUGACACCCUCAAGGAGAUCAUCGAUACUGCCAUCCGGCUGCAGAAGGAGCAGGCUGAUCAGCUUGCCGAGAUCGAACGGACUACGAACAAGCCCAUCACGAAGAAAGAGCGCAAAGCUGUUCUUUUCGACUUCCGCGGUGUGAAGCGUCUGAACGCUCAGACAUUGACUGAUCGACCCGAGGAGAUGAAGAUGGUGCGAGAUUGCGUCGACCAGACUCCUGAUUGGAGAACAUUUCGUGUGCCCGAAGCCCAGAAGCCUGCAUCGUACACCGCAGAGUGGGGUGCGAAGGAGGAUGGUAUGCUCUGUGUUGGUAUCGCAAGGCAUGGGUACGGCGCAUGGAUCCCCAUCCGAGACGAUCCCGAUCUCGGAUUGACUGAGAAGUUCUACCUUGAAGAACACCGUGUGGGAGCUAAGGAAGCGCGCAGUACCGGUGGCGACGAAGUCAAGCAGGCCAAGUCUCCUGGUGCUGUUCACCUUGUGCGACGUGCGAACUACCUCAUCAGUGUUCUCAAGGACAAGCUCAGCAACGGCACCAACCAGGCGGCUAAGCGGGCACUCGAGAACCAUCACCGGAACAACCGCAAGCAUCUGGGUCAAGGUCGCAUAUCCACGCCGGGACACGCCGGCAGUCCAGGACCUUCCGGUCACCGCAAGAGUCACGCUGGCGAUAGUAGGAUGCACCAGUCGGACAUUCGCAACAGCUUGAAGCAUGGCUCUCCCAAUGGACACCUUAGAAGGGAUGACCGGAAACCGCGCUACAGCGAGGAGCGCAGGACAGGCCACCAUCGCAAUCACAGCUCACCCAUGAACGGCGCCUCCAGGACUAUGUCCGAGGCCGACCAGCGUGUCCGCAAGAUCAUGGAGCCCAUUCAAAGCACCCUCAUCAAGGUCUCCGGCGCUACCAAGAAGAAGAUGCCUGAAGACGAUGCGCGUUUGAAGAUGAUCAAGAUGGGACUCGUGGCUAUCGGCAACCACAUCACGACGCAGGUCCAGAACAAUGGCCAAGCGAGCUUCGAAGACAAGCUCUGGGACUACGUUUCGGAGCAUCAUUGGCCACAGUCCAAGUCGAGCGACAAGCGUGUCUCUGGUCACAAGCUUCGCGAUAUGUAUAAGAAGAUCUCUGGCAAGGACAAUGCCGCGGCGGCUUCCAAGACGAGUCCGACCAAGCCACGUCCUGCUGCUACUGAGGCUGGAGCUUCAAAGCCGGCUUCCAAUGGCACGACUCCGGCUGUGAAGACAGAAGCUGUCAAGGUCGAGCCGACGACGGCCGAGUUGCCGAAGGAAGAGUCUGUCAAGGACGAAGUGCCUGUGAAAGCCAUCGAGACGAAAUCGGCGAACGAACGGCCAAGCAAGCUCGAAGACGUCAAGACGGAGUUAAAGCCAAUCGAGCCGCCGGUCGAAGAGAAGGCAUUCGCACAGGAAUCAGCACCCAAAGACGAGGCGCAGAACGGCGAGACAAAGCCGGAGGUCAAGCCCGAGGCUUUGCCGGAGGUUGCUGCGCGAUAG
This is a messenger RNA of Zymoseptoria tritici IPO323, 4737 nucleotides long. Its product is annotated as SNF2 family DNA-dependent chromodomain-containing ATPase. The transcript is spliced from 6 exons. NCBI's taxonomy places the organism in Eukaryota, Fungi, Ascomycota, Dothideomycetes, Mycosphaerellales, Mycosphaerellaceae. The record is from RefSeq and is a predicted model, not a curated record. Bases 1 to 4737 code for a protein of 1578 amino acids. Gene Ontology annotation, biological process: regulation of transcription by RNA polymerase II; nucleosome organization. Gene Ontology annotation, cellular component: nucleus; chromatin. Gene Ontology annotation, molecular function: histone binding; ATP hydrolysis activity; DNA binding.